ACGGUUCGUUUCGAGUUUUCAUAUUCUGAGCUCAGCGGCGGUCGUGCGGUGGGUUCGUGGUUCGGACGUCUUGUUGGGGAAAUCAGCGACGAUGUCGACAGAAGCAUUUUCAGAUAAUGGCAGGCUGGUCAAGAUGGAGGUGGACUACAGUAAAACAUGCGACGAGAAAAUUCCCCAGUGCGAGGCCCUUGCCAAAGGAGGCGACCUGAAGGGGGCACUCGAUCAGUUGCUGUCGUUGGAGAAACAGACGAGAACGGGCGGUGACACGCACUCAACCUCCCGGGUGCUGGUGGCCAUCGUGCGUAUCUGCUUCGAGAGCAAGGACUGGUCGGCCCUGUCGGAGCAGGUGCUGGCACUGACCAAGCGGCGCAGCCAGAUGAAGCAGUCGGUGGCCAAGAUGGUGCAGGAGUGCCUCACCUACAUUGACCAGAUGCCCACCAAGGAGAUCAAGCUGGCCUUCAUCGACACCCUGCGCACCGUCACUGCCGGAAAAAUCUACGUGGAGGUUGAGCGCGCGCGGCUCACCCACAAGCUGGCCCAGAUGAAGGAGGCGGACGGCAACAUAGCCGAGGCGGCCACCCUGAUGCAGGAGCUGCAGGUCGAGACGUUCGGCUCGAUGGACAAGCGCGAGAAGGUAGAGCUCAUCCUCGAGCAGAUGCGGCUCUGCCUUGCCCGACAGGACUACAUCCGCACGCAGAUCAUCAGCAAGAAGAUUGCGCCCAAGUUCUUCGACGACCCUGCUCAGCAGGACCUGAAGCUGCGCUACUACAAGCUGAUGAUCGAGCUGGACCAGCACGAGGGUUCGUACCUGGCCAUUUGCAAGCACUAUUCGGCCCUGUACCGUACCGAGAGCGUCCAGCAGGACGAGGCACAGCGCAAGGAGGCGCUGAGGAACAUGCUGCUGUUCCUGAUGCUGUCCCCACACGACAAUGAACAGCACGACCUCAUCCACCGGGCCAAGCUGGACAAGAACCUCGACGAGCUGCCACAGUACAAAGAGCUGCUGAAGCUGUUCAUUACGCGAGAGCUCAUCAACUGGCGCAGCAUGUGCGAGGCAUACGAGAAGGAACUGCGGACGAUGCCGGGCACCAUCUUCGCCGUCGGCGACGAGAUGGGCGACCGCCGCUGGAAUGACUUCAAGAGCCGCGUCGUGGAACACAACAUCCGGGUCAUGUCUCAGUACUACACACGCAUCAGGCUCGAACGCAUGUCUCAGCUUCUUGACCUGUCUGAAAAGGGCACGGAGGAUGUUCUGUCAGAGCUGGUGGUUGCCGGCCGCGUGUGGGCCAAGAUUGACCGGCUGGAGAAAGUCGUGUCCUUCAGCUGCCACAAGGAGCCCAACCAGGUGCUCAACGAGUGGUCGAGCAACCUCAACAGCCUCAUGGCUCUGCUCAGCAAGACGAGCCACCUGAUCUCCAAGGAGGAGAUGGUGCACCGGCACCUGCACGCCCAGACACCACCUGCCACCUCGUCUACGACUGCCGAAACCUGAUGGGCGUUUCUCUUCAUUUUUUUUUUCUUUUUCUUCUUGUACAUACAGAAUCGCAAAAGAACUCCUCGAGUGAAACGUGCUCCGCGUCUUUUUUUUUUUUUUUCUUCUUUUUCAGGCUUGCCAUUAAAAAAAUAUGGAUGAAAACAGAAAAAG
Molecule: messenger RNA, 1645 nt
Organism: Rhipicephalus sanguineus (brown dog tick)
Lineage: Eukaryota; Metazoa; Arthropoda; Arachnida; Ixodida; Ixodidae
Gene: Rpn5
Product: 26S proteasome non-ATPase regulatory subunit 12
Exons: 10
Coding region: 92-1492 (466 amino acids)
Cellular component (GO): nuclear proteasome complex; cytoplasm; proteasome regulatory particle, lid subcomplex
Source: RefSeq, a predicted model, not a curated record